This is a messenger RNA of Echinostoma caproni, 330 nucleotides long. The record is from the annotation of a GenBank genome assembly. NCBI's taxonomy places the organism in Eukaryota, Metazoa, Platyhelminthes, Trematoda, Plagiorchiida, Echinostomatidae.
AUGGGUAGACGAAGAGUAAACUGUUGUGGUGUCUAUCCAGAUAUUGUGAUAGAGCGCUCGAUAUCUUCCCCUUUGAAUUCAUCCACUUCUUCGUCUUCCUCCUCAUCGUCGGAAGAGGAUGAGGAUACACACGAGAUUCCCAAAGCUUAUCGAUGUUCCAGACAUUGUUGUGGUCAUCCUAUUGUCACAUUUCCACAGACGGUACAAGAUCAACCGGAGAGUAAUGCAUCACCGAAUCAAUUUCGGACAUCACAGUACAAUUUCCGUGUAAAGGAGACCAACAAAUACGAUAAAAAGGAAGAAGACCGGAAGNCGGAAGAGUAUCAAUGA